GCCUUGAAUCUCUCUCUCUCUCUCUCUCUCUAUGGAAGCGUCUCCAAGAAAACCAUCGGAGAAAAGCAGGAGCCGCGAGAAGCUGGUGGGGAGGGUAAUAUGGCCGGCAAUCCGAGGGCAAAAUUGUCCAAUAUGCUUGGGAGCCCUGGAACCUCGCAGCGCAGUGGUGCUCACGUCGUGUAACCACGCCUACUGCGUCCGAUGCAUUCGAAAAUGGAGCGGAUUGAGACGAAAAUGCCCUCUCUGCAACGCCGACUUCGAUUCUUGGUUCUCCCAUAUCAGCCUAUCUUCUCGAAGCUUCCACAGAGAGAUUUUGCCGCCUCUGGAUAGCACUUCUAGUUCUAGAAGCUUCAGACUUCAACAAGAAGAGCAUCCUUCAAGGCAUGUGAGAAAUAGUGAACGGAGGCGAUCAAGGCCUUUGCCAUGGCGGCGAUCGUUUGGACGGCCAGGAUCAGUCACUCCUGAUGUGAUUGCCGAAAGGAAGCUUCAAUGGCGUGUCAGCAGCGUAUAUGAAGGACGCUUGCAAGCUGUUCCUUCAGCUCCAAGAAGUCGUCUUCAAGUGAGUGUACCAAUAAAUGACGGUGUUAAAGAGAGAAUUUUGCAAAGAAUAGAACCAUGGAUUCGUAGGGAGCUGCAGGCUCUUCUCGGAGACCGAGAUCCAUCUAUUAUUGUUCAUGUGGCCACCUCACUCUUCAUUGCAAGCCUUGAAAAUGAGGGUCAUGUCCCUUCUGGACAGUGUGAUGUUCGAGAUGACUUCCUUGCACGGUUGCGCCCUUUUCUGCUUGAUCGAACUGAUAUGUUUUGGCACGAGCUAAGAUGUUUUGCCGAGAGUUCAUUUAACAUGGAAACCUAUGAUGCAGUGGUUGAGUAUAAAAGGCUCCGUCGAUUGUAGAGAAGAAACUUCAGACUAAUUUGUGACUUGCCUAUACGUAGGAAGAUAUGGUGGUCUCCUCAACGAGGAAGUUAGAGCGGCCAACUGCUUGAUUAAGUCAUGUGAUGCAUUUUCAGGGUCAUAAGAGAAAGUAAUGAGUAAAGCUUAACGAGGGCUUUAAUUUUUAACGGCAGCAAAAUUUGAAGUUGCCUUUAUGCCAAAAGCCAGUGGAAGGAUUCAAGAAGCAGGGCCUGAUUUCUUAUUAACUCACAAUCUCAUGUUAGCUGGAGUUGCUUGGUAGGUCAUUAUUGGUACAAUGAUUAGUGCUUCUGCUUGCCCUAGACCAACGAGAAGAUUACUCAAGGAGGCAUUUGAGUUACAUUACUUGGUCCUCAAAUGCGUUAGAAGAUUAGCGAGAUGCUGUUUCUGCAUAUGGGCAAGCAUGAAAUGGACUAGUUACAGAAUUGGCAUGUUUUGGGAUA
Messenger RNA from Prunus avium (sweet cherry), 1353 nucleotides. Its product is annotated as RING/U-box superfamily protein. Gene Ontology annotation, biological process: protein monoubiquitination; protein polyubiquitination. NCBI's taxonomy places the organism in Eukaryota, Viridiplantae, Streptophyta, Magnoliopsida, Rosales, Rosaceae. The record is from RefSeq and is a predicted model, not a curated record. Gene Ontology annotation, molecular function: ubiquitin protein ligase activity.